Messenger RNA from Lepus europaeus (European hare), 2279 nucleotides. RefSeq names its product transmembrane 9 superfamily member 2-like. Gene Ontology annotation, cellular component: membrane. Bases 166 to 2196 code for a protein of 676 amino acids. NCBI's taxonomy places the organism in Eukaryota, Metazoa, Chordata, Mammalia, Lagomorpha, Leporidae. The transcript has 18 exons. Gene Ontology annotation, biological process: protein localization to membrane. The record is from RefSeq and is a predicted model, not a curated record.
CGGGGUCAGAGCCUCUGUCUACCCUGCUAAGUAUUGUUUCGCGGUAUUCCAGUCCCAGCGGCCGGUCUGGGCUGUUCACAGUCCCCAGCUGUCCGUCGCCCUGUCCAUUUCUCCCUUCUACUGAUUUUCGUUGUGUGCUUCCGCUCAUUUGAGCGGGUUCCCACAAUGAAUACUCGCGGUUUCCGUUUGGAAACCAAUUUCUGGAGCCUCCGGCCCACCCUUUGUGGCCUGGGAUGGCUGCUUGGGUUGGGGCUCCUCUUGGGGCUUCAGGCAGCCUGCGGUACCGCUUUCGAUCUGCCUGGGACAAGCCCAGAAGAUUAUUGCGAGUCGAACCUAGAAAACACCUCCUGCAAGUCGUUAGUGGAAGUGUAUGUAAACAGAUUGGACUCCGUGGAAUCUGUGUUACCUUAUGAAUAUGAUAUCUUUGACUUCUGUCAAGAUGCUGCAAUGAAGAGACCUUCUGAAAAUAUUGGACAAACCCUAUUUGGAGAACAAAUAAUAUCAUCUCCUUAUAAGUUAUCUUUUAAUAAAACAGAAACAUGUGUGAGUGUUUGUGUAAAAACUUACAAUGCAAUAAAUAACGAACAAAAGAAACACCUGAAUUUCUUGAGGAACGGAAUACGUCUGAAUUAUCAACAUCAUUGGAUUAUUGAUAGUAUGCCAGUGACAUGGUGCCGUGAUACAAAAGAUGGAAGAAAACACUGCACAAGAGGAUUUCCCAUUGGUUGUUUCAUUACCAGAAAUGGCAAAGCAAAUGAUGAUUGCAUUAAUAGGCAUUCGAGUCCUCUCAUAAUCCAUUGGAGGUGUGGAACAUGUUUACUUCUGGCUCAACUUUACCCUGGGGGUAUUGCCUCUUGGGAGUGGGAAAAUGAAACAGAUUUACAUAUUGCCAGAUUGAUUGCUGCUAAAAUUGAACCAAAAAGUUAUAAACAUUCAGAUGAAAACAACCUAACUUGUAAUGGACCCCCAAUGGAAAUAUCUGGUGAAUACACAGAUAACUUAAAUGUGAUCUAUACAUAUUCUGUAAAAUUUGAGGAAAACAAGGAUGUGAAGUGGUCUUCCAGAUGGGAUUAUGUUUUGGAAUCUAUGACCAAUACCAACAUUCAGUGGUUCAGCAUUACCAAUUCCUUUGUUGUUGUUCUUUUCUUAUCUGGCUUGGUGGCUGUAGUCAUAGUACAGGCUCUCCAUAGAGAUAUUACAAGAUAUAAUCAGAAACGUUCUUCUGAUACUGUCCGGCAGGAUUUUGGUUGGAAGCUGCUUAGUGGGGAUGUGUUCAGACCACCAGAGAAUGGACUAUUGCUGUCGGUCUUUUUAGGUCAAGGAGUACAAAUUUUGAUGAUGUCAUUGAUUACUUUAUUUGUGGCCUGUCUUGGUUUUUUAUCCCCUGCCAAUCGAGGUGCUUUAAUGACAUGUGCUGUUGUGCUAUGGGUACUUCUGGGAACCCCGGCUGGAUAUGUGUCUGCUAAAAUGUAUAAGACAUUUAAAGGUAUGAAGUGGAAGACUCACUUUUUCAUGACAGCACUGUUAUGUCCUGGGUUUGUCUUUAUUGACCUCUUCUUUAUGAAUAUGAUUAUUUGGACCGAAGGGUCAUCAGCUACCAUCUCCUUUGGUGGGUUCAUUGCCAUCCUUGUACUGUGGCUUAGCAUAUCGGUACCACUCACCCUUUUAGGAGAAUACUAUGGGAGUCAAGAAACGUUUACAUGCCCAGUUCACAUAAAUCCAAUGCCUCGUGCGAUCCCUCAGCAGAAGAUUUUUACAAAACCACUUAUUAACAUCGCAGUUGGUGCUAUUGUACCAUUUGGAUGCAUUUUUACUCAACUCUUUUACAUUCUAAACAGUAUUUGGACUCAUGAAAUGUACUACAUGUUUGGAUUUCUUUUCAUUGUCUUUAUAAUUCUCUUUAUUACAUGCUCAGAAAUUGCAGUUUUGCUGUGCUAUUUUCAUCUCCGCGCACAGGAUUAUCAUUGGUGGUGGAGGUCCUUUUUGACCACCAGUUUUACAGCUGUUUAUUGUUUCAUCUAUGCAAUCCAUUACUUCUUUACGAAACUUCAAAUCACAGGCAUUGCAAGCGUUGUUUUGUACUUAGGGUACACGGUGAUCAUGGUGCUGAUUUUGUUCCUCUUCACAGGAACAAUCGGAUUUUUUUCCUGCUUCUUUUUUGUCACGACAAUCUACAGUGCAGUGCAGGUGGAUUAAAGAAUAUCCACCAGGGCUUCCAGGCACAACACCAUUAUUGAUACAUCUCUGUAAACAUCUAUAGAGAUAUAUAUGUGUGCCCU